This is a messenger RNA of Mus musculus (house mouse), 1001 nucleotides long. It is a transcript of the gene Pate4, whose product is annotated as prostate and testis expressed 4. The transcript has 3 exons. Bases 23 to 322 code for a protein of 99 amino acids. The record is from RefSeq and is marked validated. Lineage: Eukaryota; Metazoa; Chordata; Mammalia; Rodentia; Muridae. Gene Ontology annotation, cellular component: extracellular region.
AAGCUGCCUUCUAACAUCCAACAUGAAUUCAGUGACGAAAAUCAGCACACUGCUCAUCGUGAUUUUAUCCUUUCUCUGUUUUGUGGAGGGUCUGAUCUGUAAUUCAUGUGAAAAGUCACGAGAUUCAAGAUGUACAAUGUCACAAAGCAGAUGCGUUGCAAAACCUGGUGAAUCAUGCAGUACCGUAUCACACUUUGUUGGAACAAAGCAUGUGUACUCAAAGCAAAUGUGCUCGCCUCAGUGCAAGGAAAAACAGCUUAACACUGGAAAGAAGUUGAUUUACAUAAUGUGCUGCGAAAAAAACUUGUGUAAUAGCUUCUAGAUGGAGAAGAAUCACUUGAAGAUCAUCUUCUGUUCAAGAUCCAAACUUACAAAUGAAUCAAGAUGAGGAACUUGCUUUCCUACUCGAUUUCCAUGAUGGCCUGAGAUCCCUGAGAUAGCAACAGAGGCUGUGUCCUCGUUUCAGUGAAAGACUUCUUGACCACACCAUUAGAGCACUGCAAAAAAAAAAAAAAAAAAUCCAUGCUUACCAUGUUAUUUUGCUUUUCCAGUUUGCAAUGUCUAAGCCCUGUAAUAGUGUCCCAAGGAUUUUUAUUUUAAUCUCGAGAAUCUGUGAAUGCUGCAGUAAGUGGCAAAAGAGACAUUGGAGAUGUGAAUAAGGAUCUCAGAUGGAAAGCUAUUUCUGGAUUGUCAGGGUGGGUCCUAGUUGUAAGUACAAAUGUUCUUAUAAAAUGGGGGAGGGGAAGGCAUGAAUUGAUUAUAGAAGAGGAAAUGAUUAUGUAAUCGUGACUCACAAAUUGGAGUGAUGUCCCUUGAAGAUGGAUCAAGUGGUCAUGAGCCAAGAGAUAUAAAAGGCCACUGGAAGCUGAGAAGAGCAAUGAAUUUAAUUUUUCUCAAUGCCUCCAGAAACUUGCCAUGCUGAUACUUAAUUAUAUCCCCAUGAGAUUUAUUUCUGACUUCAGAGUUCUACAAAUUGAAUAAAUGUGUGUUGUUUUAAGCAA